UUGCUCACUCCCGAACGAACAAGCGCACACAUCCUAUGUGUUGGAUAUGGAGGUAGUACCUCUCGAUCUGUCCAGUACUUGAUCAUCGGACACGAUUGGGGUGCUUUUGUUUGGAAGCCCAAAUUGUCGUUGGAAUUACUCACGGAUUGAGUGAGGCCUAUAGAGUCCUACUGCAGUUCUCAGUGUGGUGAUUGUGACGUGGAGAGUGUUAGAUUUUAUGAAUUAGUAUCACUUCAUACAUUAGGCUACCUGCCAGACGAAUAAGUGAGUGGGGUGCCUUCAUGUGGUUGGUGUUAUUUUCGCCAUGAGCACCUCGCCCACGCCAUCCGUGGCGUCUUCGGUGGCCCCGAGUCUAGUGGGGGUCACCACGACUUUGGCUCACGGCCAUGGACCGCCUGCCAAUGGAAACACCCUCGGGAUGGGCGGGAUGCCAGCCAUGACGCUCGAAGGUUUGGACAAGGAGUGCUCCGCCCUGGGCGGCCUCUUCCAGCAAGUGGUCAAUGACAUGAAGAAUGGUGUUCCCUACUAUGAUGACUUCGUGAACAAGGCUAAUAAACUCCAUGGACAGCUCAAAUCCACGAUUUUGGUAUUGAGUUCGUUUUUGGAUACAUUUCAGAAGAUUGCCGAUGCAGCUACGAACACAAAAGGUGCUACGAGAGAAAUUGGAGCAUGCCUUACUCGCAUCGUCAUCCGCCACAAGGCCAUGGAAACCAGAAUGAAGACUCUUUGCAGUGCGUUGUUGGAAUGCAUGGUGGUGCCUCUGCAAGACAAAUUGGAAGAAUGGCGCAAGACCACUUCCAGUCUGGACAAGGACCAUGCCAAAGAGUAUAAAAAGCUUCGGGCUGAGAUCAAGAAGAAGAGCGAAAAUUCGCAGAGGAUCCAAAAGAAGAACCGCAAGAACAAGGACCCCAAAUCGCAAAUGAUUGUCGAGGCCGCGGUCAAAGACGUGAACAAAAGCAUGAAACAUCUCUCAGACACGGAGAAGAACGCGGUCCGUCGAGUUUUGAUGGAGGAACGAUCUCGAUAUUGCACUUUCGUGGCCUGUCUGAAACCUUUACUCGAUGAGGAAGUCUCCCUCGUGACUGAAUUCCAACAAUUGGAGGAGGUCUCGAAGAAGCUCUCCAGACACACGGAAGACCCUUUCAAGCUCCCUCCAGCUUCCGAACAAGUUAUUAACGAUUUGGCCACGAAUAGUGGCGAUUCCGCCUUCACGUUCCAAACUCCACCAUCCUCACCGUCAUCUUUGGGAUCGCGGAAGAGCUCCAUGUGUUCGAUUUCGUCAGCUGGAUCCUCGAAUAGUUCCUCGGUCCACCACUCGCCUUCACAUCAAAGUGGGGUCCAACUUCGGCACAGAUCCUUGUCACAGCUGCCCCCUGAGUUGCAGGAGGAAAUCAUAACCGCAAGUCAGGAGGCCCAUCACAAUCCGAGCUCCCUGGGACCUCAAAUGAUGCGUCUCUCCUCGAUUUCGUCACAAGACUCCGGAUUCACUUCACAAGACACGCUGUUCCUUCGCCCAAACAGUCCCUCUGGAAGGAGCAAGGGCUCUGGUGGGCAGCCGAACAUAGAGGACUCGAAUAUAUUGACCGAAAGACCUCACACGAUAUCCAGUGCCUACGAGAAGGGCCAUCAAAGGCCCCAAUUACAGCCCUACACGUUCCAGCCUCCGUGUGAGAGUAUCAAUGAAAACGAGAAUGAGACGGAUACUUUGAGUCGGAAGCCUCCGGUUCCACAACGAUGUGUCUCGUUGGAUAUGCAGCAGCGACCGGUGCCCAAAGGCAAAAAACCAAUGAAUCCGCAGAUCUUGGCCCAGAUUCGCGGAACAAAUGCCAGUUUGCCCAACUUCAACACUAGUCGUGAAGACAUGGUUCUUCCCCAACCAGUGUAUAUGAACAUGAGUGAUUUGGCAGUGUUGGCAGCUCAGAAGGCUGCCGCCCAAAAUGCUCAAAGUCAAAUACCUGGGACCAUCGAAGAAGAAUCGCCAGAUCUCAAGACACCAACUGCGGAAGAUCUCAAUCAGAUCCCAGGACAAAAGAGUGUUAUUGCUAAUGGCGAUGGAGGAAGUAGCACGAGUGAGAGCUCAUUGGGAUCAUCUAGUGGUUAUGGAAGCCAAAGUACAGUCCGUAUGGAAGAACAGCAACAACAACAACAACAGCAGCAACAACAGCAGCAGCAACAACAGCAACAACAGCAGCAACAGCAACAAUCACAAUCUAAUGCGUCGCUUCAAGAAGGCUAUCAUCCACCUAUGCCCUCACCUGCACCCCUCUUGGAUUCGAACCGAUAUCAUUAUGCUACCAGUGAGUCAUGCUAUGGACCCUCUUCUGUCAAUUCACACUACUAUGCUUCACAGCAUUCGCACUAUCCGAGAGUUCUGGUUCAUAGACCAUUUUCGUUUACCCAUGGAGUUAUCCCGGAGGGUCACGAGCCAGGAUCUACUAUGAGCCAACAUAGUAUGGCUACUUUGAGGAGAAACCAUUCGACUGCAUCCACUCUGAAACCGCCUCCUCCACAACGACGGCCCUCCUCCACUUUGAGGGAUGAGCAUUCGCCUCCACCACCUCCAGCGCCAACCUCUGGAGGGAGCAAUUCCUCCACGCCCAGGGGGUCCAUGGAACAUCUCCCACCUCCACCUCCUCAUCUACUUCAGUCUGACGAAGAAGGCGACCAUGCCGUUAUCAGUCAGCGAGGUCUUAGUGUGGCCGAAAGUGUGAAGGCCCUUCAGAAGUCAGGUCACUUGCCGUGUUCACCCAAAACCCUGCGGCGGGCCCAUUCGGUCGCGGGUGGACAGAGCCCAUAUCAGCUCCAGCAACAAAUUCAACAACAAAAGCAACUACAGCAACCACCAAAGCAGGAGCAAAUCUAUGCUCCCGUGGCCCAUUUGCAGCAAAAGAUUCACCAAAGACAGCUCCUCCAGCAGCAAAGCCCUGAGGGCGACAAGUACGGGUUUGGAAUGCAGUUCCACCAUCAUCAGAGCCAGUUUUAUCACCACAAUAUGCAACCACCAGCGGGCAUGGCCACCAAACCUGCCUCGGAUACGGUCCCUCAACAAUUCGGAGUGGCCGCCCAUGAUCAGAUUAUGCGGGACAUUGACGCCAAACUC
Molecule: messenger RNA, 3100 nt
Organism: Tigriopus californicus
Lineage: Eukaryota; Metazoa; Arthropoda; Copepoda; Harpacticoida; Harpacticidae
Product: protein MTSS 2-like
Biological process (GO): plasma membrane organization; cell projection assembly
Cellular component (GO): cytoplasmic side of plasma membrane; actin cytoskeleton
Molecular function (GO): actin binding; phospholipid binding
Source: RefSeq, a predicted model, not a curated record